Halichondria panicea is the source of this 644-nucleotide messenger RNA. RefSeq names its product DNA-directed RNA polymerases I, II, and III subunit RPABC3-like. The record is from RefSeq and is a predicted model, not a curated record. The coding region runs from base 67 to 516 and encodes 149 amino acids. Gene Ontology annotation, biological process: DNA-templated transcription. Lineage: Eukaryota; Metazoa; Porifera; Demospongiae; Suberitida; Halichondriidae. The transcript is spliced from 4 exons. Gene Ontology annotation, cellular component: RNA polymerase III complex; RNA polymerase I complex; RNA polymerase II, core complex.
ACCAUCAGUGUUGUGCUGAUGUCAGCAGAUAUCGAGGCAGAUAGUAAAGUCAAGUUAUAGAUCUAAAUGGCAGGUAUUCUCUUUGAAGACAUCUUUGACGUCAAGGACAUUGAUCCUGAUGGGAAGAAGUUCGAGAGAGUGUCUCGCCUGUUUUGUGAGAGUGAGAGCUUCAAGAUGGACCUGAUCCUUGAUGUCAACACGCAGCUGUACCCCGUGAGUCUGGGGGACAAGUUUCGUCUCCAGCUGACCACUAGCCUGAGGGAGGACGGGUUGCCUGACGACGGGGACUACCUCACCAUGGAGCAGGACCAUUCUCUGGCUGAUGCCUUUGAGUAUGUCAUGUACGGCAAGAUCUACCGACUGGAGGGCGACGAUGGGCCGGGGGGAUCUGGAAAACUGUCUGCCUACGUGUCUUAUGGUGGCUUGUUGAUGAAACUACAAGGAGAUGCCAACAAUCUGAAUGGGUUCGAAACAGGCACAAACAUUUACUUGCUAAUGAAGAAGCUUGCAUUCUAGUCAUGCAGACUGUGAUUGGUGUGUGUGUAAUCUAACUGCUUUUCUUUCUCAUCUUAUAAAAAUCAUUUCUUUGCUUGCAUGUCUGAUAGCAUGUUUUGUUGAAUGAUGAUCUUAUUCAGAAGAGUUCA